Messenger RNA from Batrachochytrium dendrobatidis JAM81, 540 nucleotides. RefSeq lists its product as uncharacterized. The transcript is spliced from 3 exons. NCBI's taxonomy places the organism in Eukaryota, Fungi, Chytridiomycota, Chytridiomycetes, Rhizophydiales. Bases 1 to 540 code for a protein of 179 amino acids. The record is from RefSeq and is a predicted model, not a curated record.
AUGAGAUCCAAUGUUGAUGGAGUCAAUUUGGAUUUACGAGUUGAUUCAUCAGUUUUUGAUAUAGUGGUACCACUUCCUAGUUUAAGCAACGAUGUAGGUUCGACUCCAGAAAGUAUUUCAAGUGGAGGCGAUGAGUAUAAUGGAAUCAGUUCCACAGCCGUUGUGAAGAUUUCGGGUACUAGGAUAACUGGCAUCAAUCUACCAGUACUAGCAGUUGAAAAAAAGUCGGCAGGUCUGGUUGGUAUUGGUGGAAACCCCGAUCAAGGAGUAUUUGGAAUUGGCUACUCCUCGUUGUCAAAACAUCAUUCACAAACCACUGCAAUGGAUGCUUUGUACAACAAUGAUGUCAUUCCCAAUAACGAGAUUAGUCUUCAAUUGUGUCAGUAUGACAUGUUGCAGGAAAGUUUCAUCAAUAUAGGAAACACGGAUAUAACUGCAAAAUGCGGAACAGAUGGAACAAGUGUUGCAUGGGUAGACUCACCAUCAAAUGAUCGCCAUACUGUCUCUUGUUCAUUGACGUAUAGUGACAUAUUUAUGUAG